AUGUCGCAAACAACAACCGCGGCAUCUAAUUCUGGAUUCUUUCCAGGUUAUUUCAAUGUUAAUGGUAAUAAUCAACCUCCAGUACCUUUAAUGAGUACAAUGACUGUGCCACCACCACCACCACUUCCACCAAAUGAUUCUCUACAACCACCACCAGCUCCUCCGUCGACAUCAAUUUCUAAUGGUGACUUAUCUCUUCCACCUCCUCCAAUACCAACAUUACCAAAAGUUGAUACAAGUGUUCCACCACCAUCAGUACCAUCUCCUCUUGAUGUUUAUCAAACUUGGGCAUUACAAUGGACAUUUUUUCAACAAGCACAACAAGCUGCUGCUUAUCAAAAUCAACUAUAUCAAUCAUUUACAAAUCAACAAAAACCAACUCCACCAUCUCCAAGUCCUGUACCACCAGUUAAUAACAACAAUAAUAAUAAUAAUAUAUCCAAUGGUUUUAAUUCUCAACAACAAAAUAAUAGAAUGAAUACAACACCAUCGAAAUGGCAAUCAACAAAUUCAUCGCCAACAUUUCGACCAAGACAAGCACAACAAUCAUAUCGUGCUCGAUAUCCAGCAAAUAAUAAUAAUCAACAAUUUUCAUCGUAUAAUAAUGUUCCACCACCAACGAAUCUUUCUCAAUCAAAACCACAACAAUCUGGUAUACGAUUUCAAUUGAAUACACGUCCACAAACACCAAUGAAUAGAAAUGGAAGACGAACACGUUUUUCUUCACCACCUAAACAACAAAUAACAUCAACAGUUUCAUAUCCAACACCAAUGCCAACACCACCGGACAAUCGUACUGAUGAUACAAUAAUGGAUACAACAAAUUCAAAUGAAUUACGUCCAAUAAUGAGUGCUAUUGAAGCAUUUAAAUUAGCUUGUGAUAAACAAAAUUGGCCAGAUUCAUUAAAGAAAUAUUGGCAAUCAAUUGAAAGUCGUUGUACAACAAAUCUUUUACGUUCACAAGCUGAUGAAUGGUUACAAGGUGUUCUUGUUGAUGCAUUUCAAAAGAAUAUUGUUACAACUAUUGAUUGGAUGAAUAGACCUCUUCCUGAAUUUCUUCGUUCUGAUUCAUCAUCAAAUGUACGUUCAAAUAUUUUUGAUUCAUCAAAUUCAAGUUUACUUCAAAUAGCUAAAUCAUCUUAUGCUGAAAAUAAACAACGUGAAGAUUUAUUUCGUUUAAAUAAACUUCGUCAAAUAGCAUCUGAAUCUGUUCAACGUGCUUUUGGAAAUAAUAAUGAUGAUGACGAUGAUGAUAAUAAUAAUGAAAGUAUAUUAACACGUAAACGUUUAUCAUCAUCAUCAUCAUCAUCGUCAUCAUCAUCUUCAUCAACUGAUAAUGAUACAAAUAAUCGAGCAAAAAAUAUACCAAGUCCACAAUAUCCGAUGAGUACUGGUCGUAAACGUUCGAGAAAAACUCGACGAGCAAAACGAGCUAAUAAAAAAAUGCAAUUAGAAGAAUCUAGACCAGAACAAUGUGAACGUUUAGAAAAACGACGAAAUCGUUUUAUUAAUGAAACAACAUCAACAAUUAUCAAACCAAUUCAAGCACCUAGUCCAUCAAUAAUAGUAAGUGAUAAUAACAAGACUUUGGUAGGCACAUGUCAAAAAUUGGAAAAAAAUUAUUUACGUUUAACAAGUGAAGCUGAUCCAUCAACUAUUCGUCCAUUAUCAGUUCUUGAACGUGCUUUUUCUUUUGUUAUGGAUAAGUAUAGAUUAAAUAAAGAUUGGUCAUAUAUAAAUGAUCAAUUGAAAAGUAUUCGACAAGAUCUUAUGGUACAAUCAAUACGUAAUGAUUUUACAGUCUUAGUUUAUGAAGAAAAUGCACGUAUAGCUCUUGAAAUGGGUGAUCGUGAACAGUUCAAUCAAUGUCAAACACAAUUAGAAACAUUGUAUGAUAAUGGUUGUAAUCGUACACAUUUAAAUGAAUUUCUUAUUUAUCGUUUGCUCUACUCGUUGCUGCUCAAUGAUUAUAAAAAAACAAAUCGAAUUUUAAUUAAUAUUGAUACAGUAAAAAAAAUAGCAGCAGCAGCAAACGGGAAGAGCAAAUCAAAAGAUAUUGAACAUAUUGAUCUUGCACUAGAACUGUCCCUACCCCAACUUGCUUGUUGUUUAGUUAAUCUCUUCAUUGAUAUUUAUCGGAAACAAAUGCUCAAGGUUUUAGUUUGGGGGUUUGCUCCAUCAUUUCCAAUUGAAACUAUUACUCAGAUGUUGGCUUAUGAGUCGAAUGAUAUUUGUCAAAAACAUUUGAGUUCAUUGGGUAUUACAUUGAUUGAUGAGCCAUCAUCCGGUGUUUCUAUUGAUUGCAGAGCAAGUCGAGCAAUUUUUGAAAAAAAAUAA
Molecule: messenger RNA, 2337 nt
Organism: Rotaria sordida
Lineage: Eukaryota; Metazoa; Rotifera; Eurotatoria; Philodinida; Philodinidae
Source: the annotation of a GenBank genome assembly